Messenger RNA from Schizophyllum commune H4-8, 634 nucleotides. RefSeq lists its product as uncharacterized. The annotation marks the transcript as partial. Lineage: Eukaryota; Fungi; Basidiomycota; Agaricomycetes; Agaricales; Schizophyllaceae. The record is from RefSeq and is a predicted model, not a curated record. Gene Ontology annotation, molecular function: metallopeptidase activity. The transcript has 2 exons.
UUUGUAUCUCUCGUGAAAUUGUUUUACGCGUACAUUAGGCAGCUCGUAGUCUAAUCAUGAAACUGACUCUGAUGAAACCCCGACAGCGAGACCCCCUUCUCCUCCUCCCCGAGCGAGUGGUGCAAGUACGACGGCCUACCCCCCCUUCUCCGUCCCACCAUCCCAGUCCCCUACCCUCCAUCCUUCCCCUCGGCAGCGACGGCGCUCCUUCAUUCGCCUUCAGCACCGCCUCAUCUGCCGCGCUUGUCCGCACUCGCCCUCCCUUUCCCUCACAUCCCACCCCACUUACAUCCCCCCUCCCCACGAGGGCGCCGACGGACAGCGCCGACGGAAGCUUCAUCCUCGCGCGAUGUAGAGGCGUACAGAUUGCCCCUCUUCUCGGCUGUUCUGGCCAGGGCGACCACGUCGACGACACGCCUGCUGAGUCUGAGCCCGCCUACGAGUGCCCCGAGGGCCGCGACACCUGCUCUGCUGAUGGUGUGGACCCGAUCCGUGAGUAGCUUGCUCUGCUUCGCUCGGGGCUCGCAUCCCUACCCUCCCCACCGUCGCGCACCCCUCGCCGGUUUCUCAGGUCUGAGAGUCGCGUGCAGAGGGCGCGCAUCGUGGGGUUCAGGUAGUUGGACGACGUGUAAAC